Messenger RNA from Salarias fasciatus (jewelled blenny), 2037 nucleotides. Its product is annotated as globoside alpha-1,3-N-acetylgalactosaminyltransferase 1-like. Gene Ontology annotation, cellular component: Golgi apparatus; membrane; vesicle. Gene Ontology annotation, molecular function: hexosyltransferase activity. Lineage: Eukaryota; Metazoa; Chordata; Actinopteri; Blenniiformes; Blenniidae. The coding region runs from base 33 to 1142 and encodes 369 amino acids. The transcript has 11 exons. Gene Ontology annotation, biological process: carbohydrate metabolic process. The record is from RefSeq and is a predicted model, not a curated record.
GCAGAAGUGAAUGCCUGUUCCGGCAGGAGAACAUGUUGCGGAACAUGUCGAAGACCCACGUUUUCAUCAUCGCUGCUUUAAUUCUCAUGGUUGUGGGGGCCAUAUAUAUCUACUCGGGAAACGAUAUCUCAUCCUUAAGUGUGUGUCAGCCAUGUUAUGUAGUUCCCGAGCCAGACAGGAUCAUCGUGGACACUGAUGUCGUGGAAAAAGAAGAAAUCAAACCUGUUCCAAGCAGUGACAAGUGGAAGAUUGGAGACCUGACGAUGCCAUCAGGGGUAAAAUAUGCUCUACCAAGCACACAGAUUGGGCGCACUGAUGUGAACACAGUAACAAACUGGAAUGCUCCUCUGGUGUGGGAGGGAACGUUUGAUCCAGUGGUUAUCGAUGCAAUCUAUAAGAAAAUGGACCCAAGAAUUGCUGUGGUGGUUUUUGCUGUUGGCAAAUACACACGUUUUCUGAGGGGUUUCCUGGAGUCUGGUGAAAAGUACUUUCUAGUCGACUUCAGGAUCACUUACUACAUCUUCACUGACAACGAGAAAGAGGUUCCCAGGGUUGCACUGAACAAAGGCCGAAAGAUCACAGUGGUCACCGUUCCAAGUGCCACGCGCUGGCAGGACGUGGUGCUCGGCCGAAUGAAGUGGGCCACCAUCACCAUCGACAAACAGAUCCGUCAAGAAGCCGACUAUCUGUUCAUGAUGGACAUCGACAGCGUUUUCCACGGCCGCGUUGGAGCAGAGGCUCUCAGUCGGCUCUCUGCUGUACUUCACCGGGGAUACUACAAGAGGACAAACAGAGACGACUUUCCAUAUGAGCGUCGGCCCCAGUCCAAAGCCUAUAUUCCCAUCGAUGAAGGAGACUACUACUACACUGCAGCCGUCUGGGGCGGAUACCUGGAGGACAUGUACAACCUGGUCAAAUACUGUUAUAACAUGUCGGAGGAGGACAAAAAGAACAACAUUGAAGCUGUGUGGCAGGAGGAGAGUCACCUGAACAGGUACCUGCUAUACAACAAACCCACUAAAGUGCUGUCUCCCGAAUACCUGUGGUCUGACUACGACUCGGUACCAUCGGACAUCAAAGUCGUCAGGAUCUCACAGUUGGUUAAGAACUAUGCUGAGGUGCGGCCCAACGGCGGACACUGACAGGAUGUGGGUUGACAUUCAGAAGUGAAACUGGGAAACAGUACGUCUGGAAAGUGCUCUGUUAAACAUUUCCAAAGUCAAGGUAAUAGAAGGCAUAUUCUGUGCUCUCUGGAGCCAUAAAGCAUAAUGUGUGGGAACAAAGGCUAACACUUAUCUGCACGAGUUUACAUGAAGGUGUGUAAAGGACUGACUCUGGUGAGGCGACACCCAUGUCAAACAUAGCUGGGCUAAAUUCGACCUAAGCUAACUGCAGUGCAGGUAUGACUCCCCAGUGCUUUUCAGCUGAGAGCAAUAAAACACACAGGAAAAAAAUGUAGGUGAUCUUUAUUGAGAUCAUCUUGUCUCUCGAUGUGGAGUCGGGGUGCUUCAGCUGCUGUUACAGCCUGCACGAUAUCAGCUGCUCUCUGUUGUUUUUGUUGUUUGACAAGCAAAGCACAAAGUCUGGAGCCGAGCAUAAUUUACGAAGUAAUUUCAUAUGUAAACACCCACAGGCUCUGGACAAACCUUUAUUAGUUAUAACAUAUUUUGACUUGAACUUUAUUUUACUUACAGUGAUUUAGAGUCAUAAUCACAACAGUUGAAACGAGAUUAAAGUGGCUUGUGUGGUACUCUGAAAAUGACUAAUAUAUUAUUUUUUCAAAGAAACAUAUUUAAUCAGAGUGUGUGCAAAGCACAUGUUUGAAGUGUGUGUUUAGCUGGGAUGUGAAGAAAAUUGCUCCUAUCAGGAUUUUGCAAAGUGACACUACAAGCUGGGGAAUGGAACCCCUUUUGAAAUGUGAGGAAAAAAAAGAUUUUUACAUUUUAUUAAUGGCAUUUUUUUAAAUGUGAUUUAUUUUGUAUUACAAUGGAUAUAAAAUCAAGAUUUUUUUUGCCAUAUCAAAAUCUAUUUUGGGUU